AGAUGGCGGCUGCAGUCGCACAGGGACUUGAUCGCAAGAUGCAACGGCGAUUGAAACAAGGCCUCUCGGAAGAAAUGCUCUACGCGGUGCGGGACGUUUUCCAGACGUUCGAGUCAGGGACGGGGAUACUAGAUGUGAACUCAUUGCGAGCUGCGUUGAAAUCGCUCGAUCAUCCUAUUUCCCACCAAGAGGCCAAAAAUCUAGUGCAUGAUUUGGAUCAAGAUGGCUGCGGUGGAAUACAAUUCUAUCAGUUCGCGGAAUACCUCAAGCCGAUUCUGCUGAUGGACGACAUGCGAACAAAGAUAGAAUCAUACUUUGACGAGUUUGCUGAGGUUUUGCUCGAAGACGAUGUGUCUGAACCAACUUCCGAUACACAGAAACGAUACUUGACCAAAUCUAGCAUACGGGCCAUGGCAGAUAAGGUGGGAGAGUUACUCCCGGACGAGGAAAUCGAGGAAGUUCUUCAGUACGCGACCGAUGGUGACGAUAAGAUAGACGUCAAGACGCUUUUAAAAAUUUGCAAGGAGCUACGCCUCUACUGAUUCCGAAUUCGUUGGAGCCAACUUGCAGGGUGCGGCCAAGAAGGAAACGGAAAAACGACGACAAAGUGGAAUGUAGCAUAUCGAGGAAAGAACCAAAACAAGGAUGUAGCGACGGACACGACUACUUGGAUAUGUCGUCCCCCCUCUCUCUCUUGACUUCAAUCACCUUCUCUCGGCAGCAUGGGCAUGAAUCUGCCCUGUUCAACCAUUCGUGCAAGCACUUGGCAUGGUAUGAGUGCUGACAUUUCUUGAAAACCAGUCCAUACUCGCCUUCCGCAAAAUCGCACAAACAGACUGGGCAGGCCACCGGCUCAACCUUAUUUCCCUUGUCUCCUGAGCUUUGUAGCACCACUUUGGUCUCCAACGAGUCAAGACGGGCGGCCACAGUCGCAGGGUUCGUUCUUGGCUCGAAGGCAGACAGAUCGAACGGGUUAGAGACGUUCUCAACCACUUCGAUGCCCAGCGAUCUUGCGAGAUUAUCCAACAAGAAGAGUGCGGCGGGAGAGCCGGAAGCGAUAGAACGAAGUGGCGCUCCUAUCUCCCCAGCCCCCCACACCCUCCGCCUGUCGGAAUUCUGUCUGGGUGUUGAAAUGUUCAUCCCCAAAAAAAGCUUUUCCACC
Guillardia theta CCMP2712 is the source of this 1162-nucleotide messenger RNA. RefSeq lists its product as hypothetical. Gene Ontology annotation, molecular function: calcium ion binding. The transcript is spliced from 9 exons. Lineage: Eukaryota; Cryptophyceae; Pyrenomonadales; Geminigeraceae. The record is from RefSeq and is a predicted model, not a curated record. The annotation marks the transcript as partial.